This is a messenger RNA of Cucurbita moschata (crookneck pumpkin), 5373 nucleotides long. RefSeq names its product E3 ubiquitin-protein ligase SHPRH. The transcript is spliced from 20 exons. Gene Ontology annotation, molecular function: protein binding; ATP-dependent chromatin remodeler activity; ATP binding. The coding region runs from base 160 to 5223 and encodes 1687 amino acids. NCBI's taxonomy places the organism in Eukaryota, Viridiplantae, Streptophyta, Magnoliopsida, Cucurbitales, Cucurbitaceae. The record is from RefSeq and is a predicted model, not a curated record.
UUAAUUCAUUGGGUUUCCUGCGUCUCUUGUAACCCUGCAGUGUAGGCUUAAUGUAUUUUAUCUGUAAUUUUACAGGAAUAUCCUCUCUCAACCGGAAGAAUUGGGCAUGUUCAUCAUGGUCGCGCGCCAAUAAUCAAACUCUUAUCUUCCAGUUAUAGAAUGGGUAGAAGGAAGCAAAAGCAACCUCAUCGCUCUGGUGGAAUAAGAUUUGAAGAUCCCGUGAGUCCCAAGACACAGGUUGAUAUUAAUGGGAUUGUGGAAACUGUAGAAUCAUCAGACAUCAAACUUGAUGAGGUUAAUGAGCCAUUGUUUGUGGAAGUUGAUCGAACUGGAUGGCAUUCCAAUGAGCACCAUGAUAUUUCUGAAGUUGUUCUAAUGGAUAUAAGGUUAGAACACCCUUUUGUUGGUAUACAAUCGGAAGAAAUUUUUUGUGAGAGCUCGAGAUACUCUUUAAGGUUUCGUUUGUGCAAUGACAAUGGAUUUCUCCUUGAUCGUAUUAAGUUUGGUCAUUGGCCGGUUUUAUCUUCAAAUGAUAUAUCGUUGGAACUAAUUGAGAGACGCGUAGAGGAAGAUAUGAACGGUUGCUCGGUGGUGUUAUCAGGUAGUUUUGAUGGACCUGAUGAGGCCAUAUCUGGCCUUGUUCAUCUUGCACAUUUGAAGUUUGUGACAUUGAGGCCAGUUAUGGGUGUCUCCUUUUCCCAAAAUAUGGGAUCUCUCCGGUUGAGGGUGGAAAUAUUGUCGAGUGCUUUUGAUGCCUGUGGGUCAAUAUUAGAUAGUGGUCGGCAGCUGUGGAAAAAGAGUAUGAUGAAUACCAUUGCUUGGUUGCGUCCUGAAGUAGUAUCAUCAGAGGUCAAGUAUGGAGUUGUUGGAUCAACUAAUAUGGACGCUCAUUUGCAUCGCGAGACAGGGGAUGAUGCAUCCAGCUCCAGGAAACAUGUAAAUUUUGAUUCUGUUGCCUUUUAUGAUGCCAUUAAGCCAUCAAAAGAUGAUCCCAUGCUUGAUGAAGACAUACCCAAUUUGCUUCCAAAACUAAGACCUUAUCAGCGUCGUGCAGCCUACUGGAUGGUACAACGGGAGAAAGGAUUUUCGAGAAAUUUUGGUGUGGGAGAAAACGUGCAGCUUAUUUCUCCCCUGUGUAUGCCCCUGGAAUGUCUUGAUACUCGUUCGAGAAUGUUCUACAAUCCUUUCAGUGGAGAUCUUACUUGGAACGCAGAGCAAAUUUUACCGCAUGUUUACGGGGGCAUUCUAGCUGAUGAAAUGGGUCUAGGAAAAACUAUUGAACUACUGGCUUGCAUACUUUCUCAUCGGAUGUCGGUGUUUGAAAGUGGAAAAGGCCUUGAUGAUGAAUUGCAACCUCUUGUUGGAGAUCAGAGAACCAAAUUUAAAAGAUUAAAGAGGGAGCGUGUUGAGUGCGUGUGUGGAGCUGUUAGUGAAAAUCACAGAUACGAAGGGUUGUGGGUUCAAUGUGAUAUCUGUGACGCAUGGCAACAUGCUGACUGCGUUGGUUAUUCACCUAAAGGAAGAAUUCUCGAACCCGUUGACACUAAGGAUGGGAACUGUAGAAAGGACAAGAGAAAUAAAAGGAAUACAGUAAAUGUAACUGUUAGAGAUGAGGAACAUGUCUGUAUGCCAUGCUUAGAGCUGAUGCAGGCUACUGAUUCCCCAAUGACUACAGGUGCAACACUAAUUGUCUGUCCAGCUCCCAUAUUAUUCCAGUGGCAUGCCGAGAUUUUACGUCAUACUCAUCCAGGUUCAAUAAAACUACUUGUAUACGAGGGAGUGAGAGAUACUUCUCUUUCAAACACUUCGCCUGUGCAGAUCAACGAUAUCAUCAAUUCUGAUAUAGUCUUAACAUCAUAUGAUGUGCUCAAAGAGGACCUAUCCCAUGAUUAUGAUAGGCAUGAAGGCGAUCGACGCUUCAUGAGAUUCCAGAAGAGGUACCCUGUUGUCCCGACUCCUCUCACCAGGAUCUUUUGGUGGAGGAUUUGUUUGGAUGAGGGACAAAUGGUCGAGAGCAAUGCUACUGCUGCUACAGAAAUGGCUUCACGGCUUUAUGCUAGUCACCGCUGGUGCAUUACGGGGACUCCCAUACAAAGGAAACUUGAAGAUUUAUAUGGACUACUGCGAUUUGUGAAAGCAAGUCCAUUUAAUGUUCACAGAUGGUGGGUUGAAGUUAUAAGAGAUCCUUAUGAGAGAAGGGAUCCUGGCGCUAUGGAAUUCACACACAAAUUCUUUAAGCAAAUAAUGUGGCGUUCUUUAAAAGUACACGUUACAGAUGAAUUGCAGCUACCUCCUCAGGAGGAGCAAGUCACUUGGCUGACGUUUUCACCAAUUGAAGAGAACUUCUACCAGAGGCAGCAUGAAACUUGUGUGAGUUAUGCCCGUGAAGUUAUUCAAGGUUUGAAAGAUGAUUUUGUCAAAAGGAAAGUCCCAGGAUUUGUCUCUUCUGAUGUUCCAUCUGAUAUUCUUAUCACCCAUGCCGAUGCUGGAAAGCUGCUGAACACACUUUUGAAACUUCGCCAAGCUUGCUGUCACCCACAAGUAGGAAGUUCGGGACUUCGCUCAUUGCAACAAUCCCCAAUGACAAUGGAGGAAAUUUUGAUGGUCCUUGUUAGUAAGACCAAGAUAGAAGGAGAGGAAGCUCUGAGGAGGACAGUUGUUGCUUUAAAUGCACUUGCUGGAAUAGCUAUAAUCGAGAAGAAAUUUUCUGAAGCCCUCUCACUAUAUAAAGAAGCUCUGGAAUUGGCAGAGGAAAACAAUGAAGAUUUUCGCGUAGAUCCUUUGUUGAGCAUUCACAUCCAUCACAAUCUUGCUGAGAUACUACCAUUAGCCAUGGACCAGAUACAAUCUCCUUUGAAAGAUCAAUUUUAUCCAAGAACGUGUGAAGUGAAGGCCUCCAAGAUGGAUGAUUCUGAAAAGUCCGAUAAUCAUAUCAUAAAGAAACAAAAAGUCAACGGAACCCUGUAUGCUCCUUGUAGUGAUACCGAGAAGAUCAUCGACAGUCCUCUUGAGCUGACAGGACUAGAUGAGAACGCCAAAAAGGAGGAGAAUUACGAGCCUCAUCGGUCAAGUAGUUACUUCAAUGAUAAUUAUUUAAGAAAAGCAUGCGAGGCUAUGAGGCAGAAAUAUCUAGCUGUCUUUUCCUCGAAGCUAUGUAUUGCCCAGCAAGAGUUCACAAAGUCCUACGUACAGGUCUGCAAUGAACUCAAGAGCAGGGAAAAUCUUAACGAAGUUUGGUGGUUACAAGCAGUUCACCAUGCUGAACAGAACAAGGACUUCUCGCACGAGUUGAUAAGAAAGAUUGAAGAGGCUGUAUCUGGAAACCUUAAUAAUUCGAAAUCUAGAGUGGGAUCCCGUUUCCGCAGCAUUGAUGCUUUGAAGUAUCAUGUUCAGACUGGUUUGGACCUUUUGGAAGCUUCGAGAAAAUUGGUGAUCGGUCGACUUUUAGAAAUUGAUCAGACCAUGGAAAGUCCAAAAGAUGAAGAUAUUGAACGUGUUCGAUACUGUCAAAAUUGUCAGGCUGACAGUAAUGGACCACCUUGUGUUCUUUGUGAACUAGACGAACUAUUUCAGGAAUAUGAGGCAAGACUUUUCCGGCUCAAUACAGUACAGGGAGGAAUGGUUACUUCUGUUGAAGAGGCAGUUGAAGCUCAGAAGAAGAAGUCUGCACUUAAUCGUUUUUAUUGGAGUCUAUUGCAACAAAAUAAAAACUUAAGUUCAUCUAGAGAUGGAUAUGAAGAAUCUAACAAAAGAGAUGCUGGAGAAAGAGUUGUGGUGUCUAAGCAUCCUUCUGAAUUGGAGGUUGUUCUUGGUGUUAUCAAGAACUUCUGUAAGACACAGCUUGGAAAAGAAAGUAUAGCAGCAGCCAACAAACAGCUACACCUUCUGGAGUACAUGCGAAAGGAGUAUGGACAUGCAAGGUCCUUAGCCAUUGCUCAAGCUCAAGUUUUGAAUGCUCAUGACGAAAUUAAGAUGGCAACCACGAGAUUAUGCUUAAGGGGCAAUGAUGAUGACGACUCAGCUUAUGCUAUUAGUGAGCAUGAGCUUCCUGCAGCUAGUGUCCAAUAUUCUAGCAAUAAGUUCGUGUCCUUGGCUACGUUAUCGCGUGUCAAAGGGAAACUUCGUUAUUUGAAGGGUUUGGUGCAAUCUAAGCAAAACAUACCAUUAGGUAGUUCUAGCAAUCCAGCAUCAACUCAAGUACCGGAUAUCACAUCUACAUCAGUGGAACAAAAAAGUGAGAACACAUUGAAAGCUGAUGAAGAAUCAUGCCCUGUUUGCCAAGAAACACUAAGCAAUCAAAAGAUGGUUUUUCAAUGUGGACACAUGACAUGCUGUAAAUGUUUGUUUGCAAUGACUGAAAAGAAAUUGCGUGAUAGUACAAUUCAAACCAAAUGGGUGAUGUGCCCAACCUGUCGCCAACACACAGAUUUCGGGAAUAUCGCUUACGCGGAUGAUAGUAAAAAUGAAACACUCGAUCCUUCAACUUUGCACAAAACUUCCAGGGAGGAUGAAAGGUCCAUUAGAGUUCAGGGUUCCUAUGGAACAAAGAUUGAAGCAGUUGUAAGGCGAAUUUUGUGGAUCAAGUAUACAGAUUCCGAGGCAAAAGUCUUAGUUUUCUCUAGUUGGAACGAUGUUCUUGAUGUUUUACAAUAUGCCUUUGCUGCCAACAACAUUACCUUUGUCAGGAUGAAAGGAGGCAGGAAAUCUCAUACAGCCAUUAGUGAAUUUAGAGGACAGAAGAUCAAUGCAAAAGAAAAUCACAAGAAACAGCCAUUGGCAGAGGUUCCAGAAAUAAGAUCUGCUCAGGUUCUAUUGCUUUUGAUUCAGCAUGGAGCUAAUGGCCUGAACCUUCUAGAAGCUCAACACGUUAUCCUUGUGGAGCCACUGCUCAAUCCGGCUGCAGAAGCGCAAGCAAUUAGCAGGGUACACCGAAUUGGACAGCAAAAUAAGACGUUUGUUCACCGCUUCAUAGUUAAAGACACAGUGGAAGAGAGCAUACACAGGCUUAACCGAAGCAGAGAGAGUUCUUCCUUCAUCACUGGAAAUACAAAGAACCAAGAUCAGCCCGUUUUUACGCUUAAAGAAGUCGAGUCUCUGUUUGCAUCCAGACCAUCACCAUUGAGGGAAAGUGAUGAGAAGGAAAGUGAAACGCUAAGGCAUUUGGCUCCUUCCAUGGCUGCUACUAUUGCAGCUGAGAGGAGACUCAAAGAGCAUACAACGUAGGAUGUUUUAUUCAUGGAUUCUAAAUUAUGUUCCUUCUUUCCCUCUCAUCAAACAUGGGAAGUCGCUAGAAUGCCUUUCAUUUGUAAACUAUUAGGAUCGUGUACAUAAUGGAAAACAGUUCAAUGAAGACUAGAAACCGACUGAUUCUCA